AUGGUGAUCAACCCGACAUAUCUCGCGCAGAGGACGCGCUCCUCGACCAGCUGGGCCGAAGCGAAGUCGAGAGUGCUGCACAGCUAUAGGGAGUGGGUCAGGGCGGCCCCCGAAAUCCAAACCAUGUACUCCCUCAACAUGCCCGUCAGCGCGAUCCGAACCAAGAUCCGACAAGAAUUCGAGCGACACCGUUACGUAUCACAGCUGAAGACGGCGGAUGUGUUGCUUUUCAAUAGUCAUCAGGAGUUUCAGGAGACACUGAACUUCUGGAAACAGCUCACACACGUGCUCAAGUACUUUAGAGCGGAGGAGGAACCGAAGGCGAAGCUACCCAAGAAUUUCAUUCAAGGUUUCAUAGAGGGACGGAAUUGA
Molecule: messenger RNA, 372 nt
Organism: Zasmidium cellare ATCC 36951
Lineage: Eukaryota; Fungi; Ascomycota; Dothideomycetes; Mycosphaerellales; Mycosphaerellaceae
Exons: 5
Coding region: 1-372 (123 amino acids)
Biological process (GO): response to oxidative stress
Source: RefSeq, a predicted model, not a curated record